Notechis scutatus (mainland tiger snake) is the source of this 1405-nucleotide messenger RNA. The record is from RefSeq and is a predicted model, not a curated record. NCBI's taxonomy places the organism in Eukaryota, Metazoa, Chordata, Lepidosauria, Squamata, Elapidae.
AGUAGGGUCAUCACUACUUAGGAAUGUUAGUAAUAUUAUUCUUCUCUCCUGUGCUCUUCUCUCCAGGUACAUUCGCUGUCAGAAAGAAGUCGGAAAAAGUUUUGAAAGGCAUAAGCUGAAGAGACAAGAUUUAGAUGCUUGGAACCUCUAUAAGAUCUUGGACAGCUGUAAGCAGCUGACCGCCUCUCAGGGAGGCAGCGAAGACGACACGGCUGGCAUGGUGACUGUCAUCACCGGCUUCCAACUCCAGGACCCCAGCAAACUUUCUGCUCCCAUGCAGUCCGCGAUCCAAGCAGCGGCCAGCGCCAGCAUUGAGAUCCAAAAUGUCGUGGAGUUUUACAAGCAGUGGAAGGAGAUGGGCUGAGCCCCCUUGGGUAUCCCCGGGUUGGUUGAAGCUCCGUCUGCCCGUCUCUGGACGCACCGCAUCGGAACGCAAGAACGUCACACCGCAGGCGCUAACCUUGGACACGACGCAAUCGCGGCGGCAACCCACCAAAUGACACCCGAGCCACCGGGGGUGUGUGUGCGCCAAACACCCAGGCGCGGGGGCACACACACACACAACAUGAACGCAAACUGCCCCGCCAUCACCUCCCCUCCCCGCAGAGGAGGUGGCGCACGUGGGGACAUUGCAGCCCCUCUGGGGGAAGAGAGGCGCACCUUGGCCAUGCCCCGGAGAGACGGGCGGGGGGGGGGGGCCCAUUCUGACGCUCGCUCGGUUUCUCGUCAGAAAGGCGCUGGCAGCUCGGCUUAACAAUGAAACAAACAAACAAAAAAGGAAAAAUUCCCUUGAUUUUUGCCCCCCUCCUGUCUCCUCACUGCAGGAAGAAACCUCCCCAAGGGGGCCUGCGUGAUCCUGGCGGGAAUCGACCAGGAUCGCCAGAGGAGGCUCUUUCGGAAACCGGCUGUGGGGGAAAGGGGCACGCUCUCCUCUUCGUUUUUAACUUAAAUGUUCCUUUUUCCCCUAGUCCCCCUUCAUUGUGUUUCUCGAGCGAAAUUGACUCUUUUGGCGGGGAGGGGGCUGCCCUCGUUCCAGGGCGAGACAAAGGGAGGCUGGUGUGCCAGUCGGACUCCGAAACCUUGGAAGGAUGGCCAAGAGUAGCACGGGACCUGGGAAAAAGUUUUAGGAUGGAAGAUACUUAUUUCCUGGCCCUGUUUCUCUUUCUCUACCUUUGUCCUUUUUUAAAAAAAACAACCCCCCCCCCCCCUUCUUUCCCCUUUUCCUCCUCCGCAGCCCCGGGGCCUUUGCAUGCUGUCUGUCCCACUCCCCAUCCACCCCACCCCACCCUUUCCUGGAUGCAAGGGGGUGAGUAACCCUUGCAAAGGGGAAAAGCCAGCCAGACUCUUUGUGUCAUUGCCUGGAGAAUGGGAAAGGGGCUUUCUAGAUAAAAAGGGAGGGAAAUUC